UUACCCAAUAUAUCUGAACCUAGUUCACUUUAUUCUUCCUAGAACGCUUCCAAUUGGCCAAGAAAAACGUGGCAGGGACUAUUUACACCUCAACACCCAUCAGCUACUGCUUUUCUUAACAUUCCAUCAGAACUGGUUUUGCUUCUUCUAUUGAUCUGCAAACUGUGAAUAAUUAUGGAUAACACAGAUGAAUAUUUGCUUAACUUUAAAGGAUAUAAUUUUGAGAAAUUGAUUACAGAUGUUGAACAUUUAGAAAUGAUGGAAGAUUUUGAAAUUAGAGAUGAUGAUGUCUUCAUAGUAACCUAUCCAAAAUCUGGCACCAUCUGGACCCAGCAGAUUCUCAGCCUGAUUUAUUUUGAUGGCCACCGGAAUAGUACUGAAAACAUUGAAACAAUGGACAGAGUACCAUUCUUUGAGUACAAUAUACAUAAUUUAGACUAUGUCAAUAUGCCGUCACCUCGCAUCUUCGCUUCCCACCUUCCAUAUUAUUUAGUGCCAAAAGGUCUCAAGAAUAAACAGACUAAAAUUCUUUAUAUUUAUAGAAAUCCCAAAGAUGUUUUGAUCUCAUUUUAUCAUUUCUCAAAUUGGGUGUCUACUCUAGAAGCUACAGACACCAUAGAACAUUAUCUGGAAAAAUUUCUAGAUGGAAAAGUUGUAGGAAGCCGUUGGUUUGAUCACAUUAGAGGCUGGUAUGAACACAGACAUGAUUUCAAUAUAAUGUUCCUGAGCUACGAAGAUAUGAAAAAGGACCUCAGGGGCUCAGUGCUUAAAAUCUGCAGUUUUCUCGAGAAAAAACUGAGUGAAGAAGAUGUGGAUGCUGUUGUGAGACAAGCAACGUUUCAGAACAUGAAAUCUGAUCCACGAGCAAAUUAUGGUAAUAUUAUAAACAAGGAAAUUGGGGCAAGAAGCAAUGGCUAUUUCCUGCGCAAAGGUACCAUUGGAGACUGGAAGCAUCAUCUGACAGUGAAGCAGAAUGAAAGAUUUGACAUGAUAUUCAAGAAGAACAUGAAAAACUUUCCCUUGAAGUUUGUCUGGGAUAUGGAUGAAGACUAGAGUUUCAAUGUUAGUAUAAAAUAAACAUAAAAAUCCAGUAAGCAAAAGGCUUACUUUUCUUUCAAUUAAUAUGUUUCUGUAUCUUAAUCAUCAAAUGUCAAACCUUAUUAAGGAACAAAAUGACCAAACUAUAACUGGAUGAAUUGCAAUGAGUUUAAUGAAUGAUUUUAAAUUUCAAAAUUAAAUUAGUUUGGGUCCUAGUUAGCAUUCGUGUUGUGCACUAAAGAAUAAAAAAAUGGUGCUUUGUAAUGUAUAAAAAUCUUUACAAAGAAUUAUCUGUAGUGGACAUUUUUGUUUCAUAUUUUAUGAUUAAAUUUUUAAUUAAGAACUGUGGAGGAAUGGCUCAGUGGUUAAGAGCAUAGACUGCUUUUCCAGAGACCUCGAGUUCAAUUCUCAGAACUGACAUGCCAGCUCACAGUUGUUUAUAAUUCCAGUCUACGUGAUCACACAUGCAUAUACAGACAUGAAUGCAACCAAACAUGAAUGGAAAUAAGAUUUAGAAAACAUAGUUUGUAUCAAGAAACAUCUUCUUGCUCACACAAUAAAUCUUCAACUUUUGCUGACUCAAAAAGAAGCUGGGGGGGAAUAUUAGAAAUUUUAAUUUGGAAAAUUGUAACCAAGAAUUGGAAAAAAUAUCAGAACUGACAAGAACCAGAAAAGAGGGAAGAAGAUAUUUUUCCCUACUCAAUAAAGUCUAAACAUUUUGUUGAUUA
Messenger RNA from Myodes glareolus (Bank vole), 1766 nucleotides. Its product is annotated as amine sulfotransferase-like. The record is from RefSeq and is a predicted model, not a curated record. Gene Ontology annotation, molecular function: sulfotransferase activity. NCBI's taxonomy places the organism in Eukaryota, Metazoa, Chordata, Mammalia, Rodentia, Cricetidae.